GCAGCAGCAGGUGGAGCGAGCUCGGAGGCGGGCGCGGCUCCCGGCCUGAGACCCGCCGCUGCGGCCCCCGGGGAGCAGGCAGGCCCGCGGGGCCCGGAGCCCUGUGCGCCCGGUCCACCCUGGUUGCCGGGAAGGUCGGGUCGCCGCGCGGGGCUCCCGCGCCUGCGACCCCCGCAAGACCUGUGCUCGCGGGAGGGAGCGCCGGCGGCUCUGGGAUCUGGGAGGAGCUCGCGGGGAGGCGCGGGAGGGUCCCGGGUGGCGCUCCCGCCUCUCCUCGGACUCCGGCGCGGGAAGCCGCGGCUCUUCGGGCGCUGGAGCUGGUCGCGCGGCCCUCGCCGGGUUUGCCUCGGAGGCUCUCUGGCUGCACUGGUCUGCACGAGUUUUCUACUGACUGGUUUCCUCGAUUUGGGGACUGUUCCCGCCAGCGACGCCGGAGCACCGGGCCGUGAGUCCGCGGGCGGGCGGACUGGCGUCCCCCCCGCCGCAGCUUCGGGAUCCCGGCGCUGACCGCCGCCCCUGACCCUCGAGGCUCCCCUGCUGGCCUGCCUCCUCCCAGCCUCCCGCCUCGACGCAAGGGACCUAGCCUGCCCCUCUAGGAGGGAGGGCGGUCCUCAAGUGGCGCUGGCCUCCGAGGACCUUCUUGGUGUGCGGCGGGACUGGGGUGUGCUCGGCCCCGCCGCUGGCCAUGGCCUUCACUUUCGCUGCUUUCUGCUACAUGCUGUCCCUGGUGCUGUGCGCCGCGCUCAUCUUCUUCGCCAUCUGGCACAUCAUUGCCUUCGAUGAGUUAAGGACGGAUUUUAAGAGCCCCAUAGACCAGUGUAACCCCGUUCACGCGAGGGAACGGCUGAGGAACAUCGAGCGCAUCUGCUUCCUCCUGAGAAAGCUGGUGCUUCCGGAAUAUUCCAUCCACAGCCUCUUCUGCAUCAUGUUCCUGUGUGCUCAGGAGUGGCUCACCCUGGGGCUGAACAUCCCUCUACUUUUCUAUCACUUCUGGCGGUACUUCCACUGUCCGGCUGACAGCUCAGAGCUUGCCUAUGACCCCCCGGCGGUCAUGAACGCGGACACCUUGAGCUACUGUCAGAAGGAGGCCUGGUGUAAAUUGGCGUUCUAUCUGCUGUCCUUCUUCUACUACCUUUACUGCAUGAUCUACACGCUAGUGAGCUCUUAACUCAGACCACGCACGUCCUCCAAGGCUGAGUUCACGGGUGCCAGGCCCAGAUGGGGACGCGUGAGAGACAACUGUGGACUGUGGGCUCCUGCAGCAGCGGUGGGCCAAGCUUACCGAGUGCCGGGAUCGCUGCCCAGCCUGUGCUCGGGUCGCGAUCUCUUCUGGGCCAUGGGACCUCUCCUGGGCAAGGACUGCCGCCUCCUGAGUGCAUGCCCCUCUCCGACAGCUCCGUGCCAUGCACACAGAGCCCCAAGACCACGGGAGGGGCAGCUGGCAGGCUGCAUGGGGCCUGCCCAGAACAGAAUGACCCAGGAUCCAGGCCGAGUAUGUGGGACCCGCUGAGCCUUGAGGGUGUCGUGGGCUGUCUGAGCCUCUCGUGUUUCUUCUGACCGCUGGCCAUGCCCCGUGCUUCCGUGGGACAGCCUGGAGGGUGCACGGAUUUGCCUCUGGCUCCAACCGUCCCUGAGCCCGCAGGCUGUCUAUUUCCACGCUCUGCCACGAGAGAGCCAGCUUGGCCAUGCCAGGAAUGCAGCUUGGGGCUGUACGUCAGUCAUGAGUUCUCUCCAAAGCCAAGGGAAGGUGGGAAUCCGAGGGAAGAACGAUUGUGUAAAGCAUUCACAGGUUCCAAGUACUAGCUCUUGGCCCCCACAAACGGUACUCUUCAGCCGUCAGUCCAAAAGCAUCACGGAACCCAUGAAUGCCGAUGGAUGGCUCCCCCGUGUCCAGCUGCCUUGUGUCAAGGACCCCGAGCAGCCACAUGUCCCGAAAAUGCGGCAGCGCCUGCUUUGUGGCUGCACGGCUGGCGGCCGGGAAGUGACUCCGCAGUCACGUGCUGCUUCCUCAUUCCUUCUGUUUGCUCCACGUGGGGACAUCCGCUGGUUGAGAAUUUUCCAUUCGACAUUUCCCCCUCUUUGGGUGGGAGUUGUUCUCGAGCGUUGUAAAUAAUGACAAGGCUGAGAUGUUUGAUGUUUAAAUUGGGCACAAUGAUUUCCACCUUGUUCCCCGACCCUGCUUUCCUUUCUUCUGUUUGACACGUACAGGCUAUUUAUACCUGCACCCAGCUCCCGUCCGAGGCCUGUGACUCAGGUUUAUGAAUGGUGUUUGUGUGACGCGUCGUGCGUUAUGUUUGAGACGCGGUGGCAGCUUGGGCGUCCCAUCCGCCUACCUGGCUGGUCUUGUUUACACCCCGAUACAGGCUGCAUUGGGCUCUGUGAGCUUGGUGCAUUAGGAAAAAAGUUUCCAAAAGGUGUUUUGCUUCUAAAAAUUGUACAGAGAACAAAACACAGAUUUUUUGCUCUGAGCCUGAAGCUUUAAAACCAGGAGAUUCCGGGUGGUGUUUUGGGGAGCAGAGCCCCUUUGUCUAGGCUGGGUAGCUGGAGGGUUGGCUGGCCCCAUUUCUGAACCCAUUCCUGAGAAGACAGGCUGCUGGAGGGCGUGACCCACCACACUUCUCACCCCGGAGUGUCUUGUUUGCUUUCCUAAUUUGCCUCCUUCCAGAAAGAUGCCAUGGGGCUCAUAGCAGCAGACACAAGUACACAGAAAUCAUUAAAAUGGAAGUAGGGAAUUUGGACCCAUAAAGAGGAUGCACCGACUUCCCAAGGUUCUGAUUCCUGAGACCGAACCUUGAAUGUUGCCUUCUCUUUGCAGUAAAAGGUAGUCCACGUUUGCCUAGAACAUCACCUUCUAUAGGUUCCUUUUGCUUCCUGUUUGACCUUCCUCACAGUCCUAGGAGGUCAAUAGUUUCCUUUUUCCCGUUGUCUAAGUGAGGAAGCAGAAGCUCAGAGAGGGUAAGCAACUUACCUGUAGUCACACAGCAGCCACAGACCUGCCUUUACACCCAGGUCAUCCAACUUCAAAGACCCUGUGUCCUUUCCAUCCCCUGAAAGCCAGCGAGUGAAGUAGCUUAGGCUCCUGGGAUGGUUUGCUGAGCAUAAAAAUUUUCGAAAUAGGGAGACUUAAAGAUGUAGAGUUAUAGGCAAAGUGCCGGGUUUUCUUCUCCUCCUGCGUGAGCCUCAGCCUUGCUUUAUCGUGGCGGGUUCUUCCCUAAGGGGGUCCUCUGAACGCUGUAAGAGCCGUGAGUGCACGGACACCCCAGGACUUCCCUCCCCAAAGCUGUGACCAGGAACCCAUGCGGCUGCUUUGUCAGGACCUUCAGCCAUUUUCGGGUCCUGC
This is a messenger RNA of Mustela erminea (ermine), 3340 nucleotides long. It is a transcript of the gene CNIH3, whose product is annotated as cornichon family AMPA receptor auxiliary protein 3. Gene Ontology annotation, biological process: regulation of AMPA receptor activity; vesicle-mediated transport. Bases 686 to 1168 code for a protein of 160 amino acids. Gene Ontology annotation, cellular component: synapse; dendrite. The transcript has 6 exons. The record is from RefSeq and is a predicted model, not a curated record. Lineage: Eukaryota; Metazoa; Chordata; Mammalia; Carnivora; Mustelidae.